GGGAAAUUAGCCACACUUAAAUAAUUCUCAAUACGAAACUAGCUAUAUCCGGAUGUCUCCUCAGCCUGAUUUGCGACUGUACCUAUUAUCAAUCUGCAUAUUACUCCUGUUUCCCCACAUCUAUGGGAGAAUGAAUGAUACCACACGAAAAUUGUUAUUAACUCUACAUAAUGACGCCAGACAAGCAGUUCGAAAUGGCAAACUGAAUGGACAACCUAAAGCUGUCUCCAUUAAACCAUUGAAAUGGAAUAUGGAAUUAGAAAGAAAAGCACAAAAAUUGUCUGAUCAGUGUCGCGUAGGACACGACACAGAAGAAGAACGUGAAACAUCGGAAUUUGAAUAUGUUGGACAAAACUGGGCAGGUGCAAGUAAGGUAAAAAUUGGAUUUCAGUUAUGGCUAUCUGAAUACAAGAGCUAUGAUUUCUCAAGGCAGAAAUGUCGUGCAAAGCAGUGUGGUCAUUACACCCAGAUUGUAUGGGAGAAAACUACCGAUCUUGGAUGUGGUGUAACUGAUUGCCCGAACUUUCCUUAUCGAUUGAGCAUUGUCUGCAAUUACGGCACAGGUUUCAGAGGUAAUUACAUUGGUCAUCCUCCGUACAAAACAACAAGAACACAAGUGAACAAUCUAAAGGUGAAAUAACAAGAAAGUGAUGCUGACGAUUAUGAAAGCUAAAACUCUAAAAUACCACGGUUACAAUACGUCACCGGGAAAUAAUAUCUUGAUGAAUCAAAUAAUUCUAACCAACUAUCAUUCUACUCCAUAUUAUGACUGUUCUAAAAUAAUUUCAAAACGACAGCUGUAAAAUAAACGAAAUGUCUCAACG
Messenger RNA from Heterobilharzia americana, 824 nucleotides. NCBI's taxonomy places the organism in Eukaryota, Metazoa, Platyhelminthes, Trematoda, Strigeidida, Schistosomatidae. The record is from the annotation of a GenBank genome assembly.